CACAACAGGGCUCGUGAGGAGGAGGGAAUAGAUCUGAAGCUGCUUUCAGACUAAUUGGAAAAAGAGCAGCUCACCGAUAAAAUAGCUUUCUACAAGAUUUAUUCUUGCACAUGCAGGGAGUGGUUAAGGUAUUUUAUAAAACCCCUUCUCCGUGAAUAUUUGCUGCUUUUCCUUGGUGGGCAGCAAGGAUUUUGUCAAGUGUGUUGGGGAGAUUUUACACCUCCAGACUCUUGUCUGGCUGCAGGCAGUUUCCUCUGGGCUUCCUGCUAAGUGGCUCUGGUGGCGGUUUUGCAUUGUUUCUCACUGAUGACUCAGAGAAACAGGAAAGAGGUCCCCUGGUGAACAAAAAGCACAACCACCAAACAGGUGCCUGUAUUCUGGUGUAGCAGAGGACAAACCACCUCAUUCUGGAUUUUUUCCUAAGAUUGUUAUCUGCAAGUAUGAGACUCAAGAGGAAUGGUUCGUACACACUGAAUGGGAAGUCCAAGGGAAAGCCAAAUGGUAAAAAGCCAGCACCAGAAGAGAAGAAACUUUACCUAGAGCCAGAAUACACAAAAUCCAGAAUUACUGACUUCGAAUUUAAGGAGCUAGUGAUGUUACCACGAGAAAUAGACCUCAACGAGUGGCUAGCCAGCAACACAACAACUUUUUUUCAUCACAUCAACUUACAGUAUAGUACAAUCUCAGAAUUCUGUACAGGAGAGUCGUGUCAGACCAUGGCCGUGUGCAAUACACAGUACUACUGGUAUGAUGAGCGGGGAAAGAAGAUCAAGUGCACUGCUCCUCAGUAUGUUGACUUUGUCAUGAGCUCAGUGCAGAAACUAGUGACAGAUGAGGAUGUCUUUCCAACAAAAUACGGCAAGGAAUUCCCAAACUCAUUUGAAUCCCUAGUGAAGAAGAUCUGCAAGUAUCUGUUCCAUGUGCUGGCCCAUAUCUACUCCUCACACUUUAAGGAGACUUUGGCACUGGAGCUGCACGGACAUUUAAACACGCUCUACACACACUUUAUCCUAUUCAUCAGGGAGUUCAACCUCGUGGACCCUAAAGAGACCACCAUCAUGGAUGACCUCACAGAGGUCCUCUGCAGCAGCAGCGGGAGCAGCAGUAACGGGAGUGGCAACGGGAGUAGCAACAGCGCAGGAGCACAGAACCAUGUGAAAGAGAGAUGAGCCUUCCUCCAGGAUCAAAACAAACAUUAAAAACAAUAUUAUAUGUUCUGUGUGUAUGUGUAUGUAUAUGUUCAGAUAUACAUACAGACAUAUACAGCAAUGAAAGCUGAAAGAAAUUCUGCUGCCACCACAGGAUGUGUAGUCACGGGACUGUACGGAGCUUUGGUGUAAUGUGCCACUUGGCAAGAAGUUGCACCGAUUUUAUUUUCUGUCCACUCCUCCUUUUACCUGUUCAGAUGGAUGACGAGUGCUGUUUUUAGAGAAAAGCCAAGCUUGAGUGGGGCCACUCCUGGUUAUUUUGGUUGUUGGUUUGGUUUGGGGGUGGUUGUUUUGGUUUUUGUUUGGUUUUU
Pezoporus flaviventris is the source of this 1519-nucleotide messenger RNA. RefSeq names its product MOB kinase activator 2 (gene MOB2). The transcript has 5 exons. NCBI's taxonomy places the organism in Eukaryota, Metazoa, Chordata, Aves, Psittaciformes, Psittacidae. Gene Ontology annotation, molecular function: protein kinase activator activity. Gene Ontology annotation, cellular component: cytoplasm; nucleus. The record is from RefSeq and is a predicted model, not a curated record. The coding region runs from base 441 to 1169 and encodes 242 amino acids. Gene Ontology annotation, biological process: signal transduction; positive regulation of protein phosphorylation.